CAGAGCUCGGUGUCAUCCGAUCCGCACUUCCUGAAGCAGAGGCUGGAGCGGCGCUGGUCAUAUGACAGCCCGUCGACACGUGCGCGCGCACACACACACACACACACUCACACUGCUGCACAGCCGGUCAGCCGUCUCAGCUGGUCUUCAGCUUCCUGAAGGAACAAUGUCUGUGGUGAAGCUGCAGGCGUGUCGAGAGCGGAUUCGCACAGAACUGGACAGCGUAGUGGACUUCUGGCUCAAAUACUCUCAUGACACUGUACAUGGAGGCUUCUUCACCUGUAUUGGGAAGGAUGGGAAGGUCUAUGAUGAGCUGAAGUACGUCUGGCUGCAGGGUAGACAAGUGUGGAUGUAUUGUCGCCUGUACAGAACCAUGGACCGCUUCCGAAAGCCUGAAAUCCUUGAAGCAGCAAAAGCUGGGGGGGCUUUCCUGAGAAGGUUUGGUCGUGUCUCCGGUGGCAGCAGUGGCCCAUGGAAGUGUGCCUUCUGCCUAACAAGAGAUGGUAAAGCAGUGAAAAUCCAGAGGACGAUAUUCAGUGAGUGUUUCUACAUCAUGGCCAUGGAUGAACUGAGCAGGGUCACUGGUGACAAGGACAUGCAGCUGGAGGCUGAACAGAUGAUGGAGCAGCUGAUCUACUGGGUUCAGGUGGACUCAUCAGGACUGGGCAGGCCCCAGCUUCCUGGAGAUCUUCCCACCAACAGCAUGGCAGUUCCCAUGAUGCUGUUGUGUCUGGUGCAACAGCUAACGGAAGGCCGGGGGCAGGAGGUGGUCCAGAAAUACAGAGAGCUGGGCAGCUGGUGUGUACAGCAGAUUCUACAACACGUCCAGAGAGACGGCACAGCUAUUUUAGAGAACGUGUCACCGGAGGGAGCAGAGCUGCCGGGUUGUCAGGGCCGACUGCAGAACCCAGGCCACGCCCUGGAAGCAGGCUGGUUCCUGCUUCAGUUCAGUGCAGAGCGGGGAGAUGAGGGGCUCCGGAGGACUGCUAUUGACAAGUUUGUGGAGCUCCCUUAUCAGUGCGGCUGGGAUAAAGAGCACGGUGGCCUCUUCUACUUCCUGGAUGUGGAUGGUCACUGCCCCACGCAGUUGGAGUGGAGCAUGAAGCUGUGGUGGCCUCACUGUGAGGCGCUCAUCGCUUUCCUGAUGGCCUACAGUCAAACCAAGAGGCCAGAGCAGCUGGAGAGAUUCUUCCAAGUUUAUGAAUACAUCUUUAGCCAUUUUCCUGAUGCCGAGAGUGGCGAGUGGUUUGGUUAUUUGACACAAGAGGGGACAGUGGCCUUGGAUUUCAAAGGAGGCCCCUUUAAAGGGUUCUUCCAUGUGCCUCGCUGCCUGUACAUGUGUGAGCGUAUUCUGGAUGAUCUGCUGGCAAACAAGGACUGAGCAUCCUGACCCGAAUGUUGGGACUGAAUCUUAUUUGUUGGUCUGUUCAUUAAAUGAUCAUAAAUAAUCACAUUCUCACAUAUUCAUUUCUGUAAAGUCAUCAUAAAAUCAUAUUUUUUAUGCUUAGCAUCCACCUGAUGUUAGAGGUGGGCCAGAAGACCUAAAAUUUCUAUUGUGGAAUUGUUUAAAUUUUUUAUGCUGACAUAUUAUAUCAUGGAAUUACAAAAGUAAAAGGGAUACUCCACUCAAUACAUGGUUCUACCUCUUUUCACUCUAACAAUAUAAGGCAACACAUCUUAGGAAAGAAAAAAUGAUUUUUUAAAAACUGAUGCAUUUAGUAUAUUAAAGUACAACAGUAGGUGUAUCACGGGCAUGUCUAGCAAGUGCAUCUACAUACAGCAGGAACAGACAAACAUACCAACGCAGCACGCAGCAGAGGAGGCUUUCCUGUAACAACAAAACCACCUGAUCUUGUGUUGGCUUCAAAUGAGGCGUAAUAGGCUUAAUGUUCACAUAAUUUCUCUUGACUGUCCCUCAAUAUUAAAUAUGCCAACACUGCUCCAGUGUGUGAGUCUGAAAUAGAUGCUACGAGCCACAUUAGUGACUCUCAUUAUUACUAGCCACUCUAUAUGAUGGCGAGCUCUGUGUUGUGGCGUUCACGUUUAUUGACAGAGCUCUGUGGUUGAAUCUUUGACACCAUGUGAGGAGAGCCCAGACCAGCCCUGUGAGGAGUGACACCUUUACAAUCACAGGAACCACUUUUCCUUCUUUCCUGUCUUUCAUCAUUACAAUAGUGACCUGAGUAAAACUGAAGAGGAGUCUAUUUUAUCCAGAAAUGAUCAAUUCACCUUUUGCUUUGAAAAUAAUUGUGUAUCAAUCUUAUGUAAAUCUAUUCAGACUGUGCGUAGGAUCUCCAAGACACCCUCUGCUGACUGAGACCAAACCUAUUGUUUCCUCUGACCUGUGUUUAACCCUGAGCAGAACCUCGCGCUGGUCAGGGAGAAGUCUACAGCCUUGUUGUGAACGUCUGUCUCCACUGCACAGUGAAUAAAAGUCACCUGA
Molecule: messenger RNA, 2443 nt
Organism: Chelmon rostratus (copperband butterflyfish)
Lineage: Eukaryota; Metazoa; Chordata; Actinopteri; Chaetodontiformes; Chaetodontidae
Product: renin binding protein
Exons: 11
Coding region: 62-1381 (439 amino acids)
Biological process (GO): carbohydrate metabolic process; N-acetylmannosamine metabolic process; N-acetylglucosamine metabolic process
Molecular function (GO): peptidase inhibitor activity; N-acylglucosamine 2-epimerase activity
Source: RefSeq, a predicted model, not a curated record